Penicillium angulare is the source of this 864-nucleotide messenger RNA. RefSeq lists its product as uncharacterized. The transcript has 3 exons. The record is from RefSeq and is a predicted model, not a curated record. Gene Ontology annotation, molecular function: protein binding. Lineage: Eukaryota; Fungi; Ascomycota; Eurotiomycetes; Eurotiales; Aspergillaceae. Bases 1 to 864 code for a protein of 287 amino acids.
AUGGCUGUCAACUACAACAACCAAAACAACAGGCCUUGCAAAUGGCAUGAUCUUGAAACUUGCCGAAACGUUUUCUUGGGCCCCAAUGAAGGUCCAGUGCAUGCGGAGGUUGUGCGAUCAGCACGGCAAAGGGGAUUUCAAUCCAGCCCGCCCGAUCUCUACAUCGCUGUAGGGGGGCAAAUGGAGAAGAUUCAUCGUACCCAGCUGAUGCUGGAGUCUCCUGACCUUCAGAAAUUUUAUACUAAGCAUGCCGACUGGCAUACCAUUAGGCUUAAAGACCCAGUCGAUCCUUGUCACCUGUCAAAAAUUGCUAACUACCUCUACGCUAAAGAUUAUGCUGUUUUUCCCACUGAUAUUUUUGCCAUUCCAACUGGUUUCAAGGGCCGUGAGACUAACUGCCGCAGAUGCGAUGAGUUCCUCCGCUUGCUGAACUUUCAUUUCUCUCUUUUUCAAGCAGCCCGGUACAUGCACAUUGAGGGUCUAGAACUCCUUGCCAUUAAGAAAUUGAAUGGUGUUCUCGAGGUAUCGCCAUUAGCUGUUCUUCGUCGGGCAAUAGAUCUGGUGUAUGGCUAUAAGCCCUUUGUUCAUCCUGGUCGGAAUGAUGUGUAUGGAAUCGCUCAUUUUAUUGAUUAUCGGGAACACUUUGUACUUCCUGCUGUGAUGUAUUUUAUGAGACGAGAAUGGGCUGAACUUGAGUCUGCUAAUCCUUUGAGUUUUUUGAGGAAGGAUUUGCCUGGUUUUGUUGAUCCGAUUAGGUCGUUUGAGGAUCUGAUUAGGAUGUAUCCUGAUUUUGGGCAUCAUGUGACGCUAUGGUCGGUUGUGGGUCAAUAUUUACCUUUCAUGGGGCUUUGUAAUUUGAAAUAG